Trypanosoma cruzi is the source of this 768-nucleotide messenger RNA. RefSeq lists its product as uncharacterized. Lineage: Eukaryota; Euglenozoa; Kinetoplastea; Trypanosomatida; Trypanosomatidae. The transcript has a single exon. The coding region runs from base 1 to 768 and encodes 255 amino acids. The record is from RefSeq and is a predicted model, not a curated record.
AUGCGUCUUCGCACGGUCCGUUGUCCAGCGGCCGUGUCGACGGCAGCCACCGUCAAAAUGACGCGGGCCUUCUCUGAGGCGCGGUCAAAUUACGAUGGCACCGCCGCACCGCCGUGGCCAGCACCGGGCGAGAAGCCAACGUACCCCUCUGCACUCUCCGAGUUCCCGCUGCAAAGGCCGCGCAUGCGGAAGACGCACACGGAGUGGAUGUUUUUUCACGGCCACGGGGGACGCCCGGGCGUGUACGGCCAAACGCGGGAGAUUGCCGAUUUUGAGUUUGCCGACGGCACACCCGCCAGCAUGAGCGGCCGCCGCUUUGCGUUCAAGCACCACCAGGACCAUCUGCUCGUGCAGCUCAUUCGUGCCGGGGCGGCGGUUGAGCGAAAGGCGGCGAGGGGUCUUUUGCCGCGUGUUCCCGGCACGCCGGAGCAGCGCAACUGGGACCCCGCCAUUCCCCUCUUCCUCGAGGACGUGGACGAACAGGGCAGACCACCGCCGUCAGUUGGCCGCUCCAUUUGCUCGCGCGUGAUUGACGAGAGGAUGGCGAGCUCCACGCAGACCCCGAAUGAGCUGGCAAACCGCCACGAGGGAGAGACGCUGGAGGCGAACACAAUGUUUGAGUCCUACGAUCCGCAGGCGUUUGUCUCGGAUCACAUAAAACUGCGGGAUGAAAGGCGGCCGUACUGGUCGAGGCGUCGUUGGGCGUUGACGGACAACUUUUUGGUGCCCAAAAGUCCAAAGCCGAAGAACACCAUCAAGGAUGAGUAA